ACUCACCUUGAUUUUUCUUCAACUUGUAAAUGAACACCCAAAAGUUGACAUAUGAUUAUAGUCCAAAAUCUGUUGUCAUGCCUUCUCAAACUGUCACUGGUAUCCAAUCACCAACAACGGGGGUUGGCUCACAUAAUCAGACCUUUGCCCUUGCUAAAUCAUUCAAUGCCGAUAUGGAUCAUAUUGGAUCUCCGGUUUCUGAUAUUUAUGACUUUCAAUCUAUAAAUCACUCCCAAAGUUCCAAAAUAUUCGACCUGCAGACCUGCUGUUACUCUACAGGAGAUAGCUUCUGUAUUGAUAAUUCAAGGCAUGUUGUUGAUUCUAUAUUUCAUUCCAAGCUUCCCCUUCAAUCCAACCACAGUAAUCACUGCUACUGCUCAUCUGAAAGAUCUAUGGAAGUUCCAUCCAACAAUGUUUCGGAAAGGGAACGUAUUUUGCAGUUGAAAAGGAAGUUGCAGGGUGAUGUUGGAACAUUUGAUAGGACUCAACCUCUAAUUCCAAGUCCAUUUGAGAAAUAUAUGGAUUUAUCAGUGAUCCAGAACCUUCCAUACUGGAUCGAGUCACCUAGACCUUAUCGAGUCAGCACAAAUUCUUCAUGUGCCAUCCUUUCCAGCAAAACAAGAAUCCGGUGGACUCAAGAUCUUCAUGAUCGCUUUGUAGAGUGCGUAAACCAACUUGGUGGGGCAGAGAAGGCUACACCAAAGGCAAUACUCAAUCUGAUGGACUUAGAAUGGCUGACUAUAUUUCAUGUGAAAAGUCAUCUGCAGAAAUACCGAAUAGCCAAGUACAUGCCAGAAGCAAUAGAAGGCAAUGCUUGUUAGAAACCCACUUUCUACUCAAACCUGAAAAUAAAUUAACAAUGGCAUAAAAUAUUGUUUACCUUCAUUACUAACAUUCCUCUACUUUGAUAUACAGGGAAGUAUGAAAAUAAUACUAGAAUGAAUGAUAUGAUACAUGUGGAUGCAAAAACUGGCAUGCAAAUCAGAGAAGCACUGAAACUGCAACUAGACAUUCAGAAGCAUCUUCAUGAGCAGCUAGAGAUUCAGCGUAACCUGCAGAAACGGAUAGAAGAACAAGGGAAACAACUAAAGAUUAUGUUUGAUCAGCAAAGAAGGACAAAUAAUCGGAGUUAUCCUGAAGAACCUGCAACUAGCCUUUCCUGAUGGUUUGCUAAACCUUUCAAUUCAAUCCGAACUAAGCUAUUCAAACACUUGCAAAAAGGCUGCUCAUUUAAGAUCAUCCAAGUGGAACAGCCAACAUACUAGGAAUAAAUCUACCCAGAUGAAGCAUUCGUUCAUGUAAAAAAAAGAAAAGAUGGACA
Messenger RNA from Impatiens glandulifera, 1321 nucleotides. RefSeq lists its product as uncharacterized. NCBI's taxonomy places the organism in Eukaryota, Viridiplantae, Streptophyta, Magnoliopsida, Ericales, Balsaminaceae. The record is from RefSeq and is a predicted model, not a curated record. Gene Ontology annotation, molecular function: DNA-binding transcription factor activity; DNA binding. The transcript is spliced from 6 exons. The coding region runs from base 30 to 821 and encodes 263 amino acids.